Molecule: messenger RNA, 1617 nt
Organism: Adineta steineri
Lineage: Eukaryota; Metazoa; Rotifera; Eurotatoria; Adinetida; Adinetidae
Source: the annotation of a GenBank genome assembly
AUGUUAGACUUGUAUUCAUCGUGUCGUUUAGAUGAUGUUCAAUCCAUCAACCUAAGUGUAAUAAAACUUUCUCGUCAUCAACAUAAUCACUCACUCCAAAGUCGACGUCAUUACCCAUCAUCGGCAAGGUCACGAGUAAGAAAUACUGUUCAUAUAACAAUUCGACCAAAAAACAACACUCAUGUCACAAAUUCCGAAGAUGUUGAUCAACAUCAUCAUCGAGAUGAAUCAAGGAGAAAAUCGAUCGACAAAAAUUUAGUCCAAAAUUCAGAAAAUACAAUACGUUGUGCCAGCAUCAAUAAAAGCCAUAGAGCUUAUCCUUUAGGGUCUCAAUCAAACCUGGACAUCUGGAAAAACGAUGUUUCAAAGAAAAACUCACAACUACGAAGUCAUUCUUCAGCAAGAACUGAAAGUGAUCGAGAACGCGGUCAUCAAACAAUCUUUAAGGCUACAACGGGUUCAUCAAAAUUAUCCAAGAGUACUGGUGAUAACUUCCAUAAUAUAAAAACGAUAGGUACUGGAUCAAAUCAAAGAGAUACUACGGAAGAUUAUCAUCAGAAUUCACAACGAAAGAAAAAGAAAAAAUGUUUGCUUUUCUGUAAAAUAGCAUCUGUGAUUGCUGCUCUAGUUCUUGGCAUAGGUAUUGCAAUUACACUUGCACUUUUGAUUAAACCAAAUGCGACAGAAACGACAAGUAUCCAUGGAAGUUUUUGGAAUACUACCGGCAUCACCUAUGCAGGAACUGGCAUACAAGGUUCCGCUUUGAAUCAAUUAUCUGCACCAGUCGGUAUAUUUAUAGAUUCAAAUGAUAUUUUAUAUAUAAAUGACCUUGGCAAUUAUCGCUGUCUGAAAUAUUUGCCUGGUGCUAGUAGUGGUAUUCUUGUAGCUGGAUUAGGCGGACUUGGGUCUGCAUUGAAUCAACUUGGUUCAUCAAUACGUUUUAAUUAUGUCGAUUCAAAUCAAAAUAUUUAUAUUAGUGAUGGAAGCAAUAAUCGUGUUAUGUUUUGGACAAAUAGUGCGACUACCGGGAUAAAAGUAGCGGGCGAUGGUACUUCUGGAACAGCACUAAAUCAUACAGCAACCCCAUUUGGUGUAUGGGUGGAUUCUAGUUCAAACGUAUUUGUUUCGGAAUCUGGCAAUCAUCGUGUAACAAGAUGGAGUCCAGGUGCAACAGUAGGAGUUGUUGUCGCUGGUGGAAAUGGGCAAGGUACAACACCAGAUAAAUUAUCGGGACCAUAUGGUAUAUUUUAUGAUGAAACAAACCAAAAUUUAUAUAUUGUUAAUGUGUUUUCACAUAUAGUAGUGAAAUGGCGUGUUGGGGCCGCAAAUGGCACCGUUUUGGCUGGUGUUCCUGGAAGCUCGGGAUCAUCAUCUACUUAUUUAAAAACUCCAGUGGAUUUAACGUUAGAUCAAUGGAAUAAUAUAUAUGUUCUCGAUCGUGGAAAUUCGAGAAUUCAACUUUUUUGCGAUGGCAAUUCAACAGGUAUUACCAUUGCUGGAAAUGGUACUAGUGGUAGCAGUCUGACCAAUCCUUGGAGCGUGAAAUUAGAUUCACAAUUAAAUUUAUAUGUCUCUGACAGUGGCACUGGACGUAUUAUUAAAUUUUCUAAAUUAUAA